GUGUCCCAUGAUUCCAAGCGACUGUGGAGUACUGGCGUGGUGACGCUCUAGCAUUACAGCGCUGGUCUGCGCUCUAGUCUAGUGUCUGUGAAAUCAAUCAGGAGCAAACAUGAAAACGGGAUACUAACAGAAACGCAGAACCGAGCCUGGAGGAGAAAACACAAAGAAAACGGGAUUUUUUAAUUACGGGAAUACACCACGGAUCGGACCAUAAUUACUAAAGCAGAAGGACCCUCCAAGUCUGAGCUGUAAAUGUAUCAGAAACCGGGAGCCCAGCAUGAAGAAAGCAAGCAGGCCAGCGGUGACCUCGUCGAAGGCUGCGGCAGGGAGUAAGACGCAGAGCAACGAGAAACUGAAAUCUGAGAAUGGGGCGACUGGGAAGAGCAGCUCCAAGACCGGAGGCACAGCGGCGCUGUCCAAGACAAAGAGCAAUGAUGACCUGUUAGCAGGGGUGGCUGGCGGUCUGUCUGUGAACAACAGUGUUAAGGGAAAGAGGACCUGCUCGGUGACGGGCACCUCCACAGCCGGGACCACCGGCAGCACCUCCGAGGGCAAGACCAAGAGCAGCACUGGUUCUUCAGCUAAACGUGGCACGUCAUCUGGGGCUAAAGAGGUGAGCUCAACGCGAGACAGACUCCGGGAGCGUUCUCGAGCCGGUACAGGCAAGAAGCUAUCCUCCUCUGCAGCCGCUGCCACUAAUGAUGCCACGCUGGCCAAGCGAUCCCGCAGCCGCGUACUGGCCCAGUCGGAGACACGCAUGAGCAAGUCCAAAUCAGACAGCCAGAUCACCGACAAAGCUGCCUUGGAGACUAAAGUGAAGGACCUUCUGGGCUUGGCAAAGAGCAAAGAUGUGGAGAUCCUGCACUUGCGCAACGAGCUGAGGGACAUGCGGGCCCAGCUGGGCUUGGGCGAGGAGACCUCUGAAGAGGGGGAGGAGGACAAAGUGGCGGUAGCGGCAGAGGAAGAGGUCGUUUCCAUCACUCACCAAGCUACAGACGUGGAAUCCACUCUGCUGCAGCUUCAAGAGCAGAACAAUGCCAUCCGUGAGCAGCUGAACCAGCUGAAGAACGAGAACCGCAUGUUGAAAGACCGGUUGAAUGCGCUGGGCUUCUCCCUGGAGCAGAGGUUGGACGGCUCGGAGAAGAUCUUCAGCUACCAGUCCCUAAGCCUGGAUUUAGCUGUGGGAAGUGUCCACAGUGAUGGAGGAGGGACGCUGACAUCCUCGGUGGAAGGAUCAGCCCCUGGGUCCAUGGAGGAUCUCCUGAGCCAGGAUGAGAACACUCUAACGGAAAACCGUCGCAGCAGCUCCAUGGACAACCUGGACAGCGAAUCCAGUGAGGUCUACCAACCCAUCACCUCCAGCGACGAUGCUCUGGACGCCCCUUCCUGUUCCUCCUCUUCCUCCGAGUCCGAGGGGGCCCCAAGUCGAGAGAGGUCUCGGAAGGGCAGCAGCGGGAACGUCAGCGAGGUCUCGGUGGCCUGCUUGACGGAGAGGAUCCACCAGAUGGAGGAGAACCAGCACAGCACCGCCGAGGAGCUUCAGGCCACGUUGCAGGAGCUGUCCGACCUGCAGCAGAUCACUCAGGAGCUGAACGCAGAGAACGAGAGGCUGGGGGAGGAGAAAGUCAUCCUGAUGGACUCGCUGUGUCAGCAGAGCGACAAGCUGGAGCACUACAGCCGGCAGAUCGAGUACCUCCGCACCUUGUUGGACGAGCAUCACAUCUCCUACGUCGUAGACGAAGACAUCAAGAGCGGCCGUUACUUGGAGCUGGAGCAGCGAUACAUGGAGCUGGCGGAGAACGCGCGCUUCGAGCGAGAGCAGCUGCUCGGGGUCCAGCAGCACCUGAGCAACACCCUGAAGAUGGCUGAGCAGGACAAUAAGGAAGCCCAAGAGAUGAUCGGGGCCCUGAAGGAGAGGAACCACCACAUGGACCGCAUCAUCGACUCGGAGCAGAAGGGCAAGGCGGCUCUCUCCGCUGCUCUGGAGGAUUACAAAGCCACGCUUGGCAAUGAACAGUUGGAGCUGAACCGCUUCAAAUGCCAGCUGGAGCAAGAGAGGCAGAAGGUGGCUGAGCUCUACUCCAUCCACAACUCUGGAGACAAGAGCGACAUCCAGGAGCUGCUGGAGAGCGUGCGAAUGGACAAGGAGAAGGCAGAGGCCCUGGCCACCAACCUGCAGGAGGAUCUGGGUCACACACGCAAUGAGGCCAACCGGCUGCAGGAUGCCUUUGGCAAGGUGGAAGCAGAGUACAGGCUCUUCCAGGACGAGGCUAAGAAGCAGAUUGCAGAGCUGACCAUGAGCCUGGACAAGCUGCGCUCUGCUCUGGAGGAGAAGGAGAGGGCCAUCGGAGACAUGAAGGAGACCAUCUUCGAGCUGGAGGAUGAGGUGGAGCAGCACCGCGCUGUCAAACUGCAUGACAACCUCAUCAUCUCCGACCUCGAGAAUUCGGUGAAAAAGCUCCAGGACCAAAAGCACGACAUGGAGCGAGAAAUUAAAAUCCUGAACCGAAGACUGAGGCUCAGCGAGUAUCUGUGCUGCUCUCUGCAGGAGGAGUCUGCGGAGUGGCGUCAGUUCCAGGCAGACCUGCAGACAGCCGUGGUCAUCGCGAACGACAUCAAAUCGGAAGCACAGGAGGAGAUCGGAGACCUGCGGCGCCGGCUGCUCGAGAACCAGGAGAAGAACGAGAAGCUGGGCAAAGAGCUCGACGACAUCAAGAACCGCAAGCAGGAUGAGGAGCGUGGCCGGGUGUAUAACUACAUGAACGCAGUAGAGAGGGACCUGGCAGCUCUGAGGCAGGGCAUGGGGCUAAGCCGCCGCUCCUCCACCUCCUCGGAGCCCUCGCCCACCGUCAAGACACUCAUCAAGUCCUUCGACAACGCCUCGCAAGUCAUCCCGGGCUCUGCUGCUGCUGCCGCAGCCGCCGCUGCUGCCACGGCCACGGCCACGGCCAUCCCCCGGACGCCCCUGAGCCCCAGCCCCCUGAAAACCCCACCAGCAGCCGCUGUCUCGCCCAUCCAGACGCCCUUCAGCUGUGUAAAAAGAAAAUUACAUGAAAAUACAUGGUUGAGAGACACUAGCUACACUGUAGAUCAACAUGACCAUCUGCAGCUUCCUCAUAAGGCAGUAAUGCAAACAGAAACGACAGUGUUUGUGAAAGCGCAGAGACAUUCGAUAAGUGGAUCCAUGUCUUCACCUAAACCCCUCUCCUCGCUCGCAGACAAGCGGCCGAGCUAUGCUGAGAUCAAUGUUCCAGCGGGUGAUUCUAUGUCCUGGGGCUGCACGGCAGAGCACCUGAUGAGAACCUCCUCGACUGGCAGGCCAGCCUCCACACUGCAGAGGGGGCCCACCAUCGACUCCUCCAAGUCUAUCUCAGUGUCUCGGAGAAGCAGCGAAGAGGUGAAGCGUGAUAUCUCUGCUCCAGACGGUGCCUCUUCAUCCUCUCUCAUGACGAUGGGAUCAGCCUCACCCCAGCUCUCUCUCUCCUCCUCCUCCCCGACUGCUUCCGUCACACCCACAGCUCGCAGCCGCCUCCGGGAGGAGAGAAAGGACCCGCUGUCAGCGCUGGCCCGGGAGUAUGGGGGCUCCAAGAGGAACGCUCUGCUCAAGUGGUGCCAGAAGAAAACCGAAGGAUACCAGAACAUUGACAUCACAAACUUCAGCAGCAGCUGGAACGACGGUCUGGCGUUCUGCGCUGUCCUGCACACCUACCUGCCUGCCCACAUCCCCUACCAGGAGCUCAACAACCAAGACAAGAGAAGAAAUUUCACACUUGCCUUUCAAGCAGCAGAGAGUGUUGGCAUCAAAUCCACACUGGACAUCAACGAGAUGGUCCGCACGGAGCGUCCAGACUGGCAGAGUGUCAUGACUUACCUCACAGCUAUUUACAAGUACUUUGAGACAUGAUGUCCCCCUGCCUGGACUCCAGUAGAGGACUGUCUCUGAGAGCGACCAACCACUAAAUCACCUGCUGCAAACAGACUCCCAGCAACAUGCAGGGAUACCCAACUUAACAGCAUUAAAGCUAACAGACACCACAGUCAGCAACACCUCUAGAUACAAGCUGACUGCUUUGGGAAUCCCAUCCACCAAUACUGACCAGCUGCACAUGGGAGGCACACAGUACUGUAUGUUGUCUAAUAUAGUAAUUACAGCCACACCCAAUCGCUGCUGGGAGAGACUCAUCCGGGGAAAGGACAAGACUGCAGGGACAUUAUCACAGUUAAGUUUUAGUGAAGGAAACAAAAAACCCUCUGAUUGCUUUUAUUGCAGGUAAAAGGCUUACCAGCGAUCAAGAAAAUAAGGUGUUACAAUAGUACUACAAGCUGUCUGGCUGCACCAUGUAUAGAAGCUAAUCAUGCAUUGAAUACAGACUGGUACUGAGCUGUGCAACAGCACGUUACAAGGAGGGGAGGGACUCAAAUCCUUUUUUGCAGGAUGAUUUCAGGAGUAUCCAAUGUUUUUUUCCAACUUUGGUAACAGCGUAAAAAAUCUUUUCUUUUUGCAGCAGUAGCUUCUGUCAUUUUUUGCUGCUUUAGCACUGCCUUGAAGUUUUCAGUCAAGCUGAAAUCACAAUUUAGUACUGAAACUAGCACAAGAAAUAACCACAUAGAACCUCUGCGCUCUAAUGCAGCAGGUGUUAAUCUUAUAGGGUACGAGCUUUUAGACACAGCACAGUUCUGAGGAAACGAUAGUAUUGGUACAGUAUAGUCAAGUACUGCCCAUUCACCUUCACACUGCAUCGUUUCUGAUUGCAGUGGUAGUUCAUAGUUUCACACUUUAUUUAAACACUUAAAGCAUUUUGAAACUUGCUUAAAAACAAAAAGAAGCACAUCUACAAAGCUAUUUCCCCAGAAGUUAAUUGAUUCUAUGGUAGCUACACAUGUGUGUCAUCUGAAUGAAUAAACCACCUGCCUUUAGUUCAUGCACUGACUUGCCAACCAUAGCACCAUUUUUAAUCACUUCACUUCCAGGAACCUCAAUAAUACAGAAGAUACAACACCCCUGCCUUACACUUUAAAUCAAGUCUCUGUUAAAGCUGGGGGAAACCCACUAUCCCUGUGUACCUAUUUCUCCUUUGCAGCUGGUAAUGGGGACAUUUCACACAAAAUAACUUACAAGUGGAGGUGAGAAUGCCAGCCUCAAGCCAAAAUUGUAAUUUUGUUAUUGUGUUAUUUUGAAGUUGGGGCUUUUGUGUUGUGGAUGCUAUAGUCAUCAAUACCAAACACUUUUUAAAAAGCCAGUGUUACACAAGGAUGUGUUUUUUUAACCUCACUAGGACAAAAAAAAAAAAAACGGACAUGGACUGCUCUUGUUUUGAGGGUUUAUUUUACUGUCUGUUUUUGUGUUCCCUUCUCAUUCUGUUACUGGUUUCCACAGCAACACAAAUCCAUUGUUUUUCAUGACUCCCGACAACCAAAUCUAGACAAGCCAUCAUUCCAGUGAAGCAUUGGCAGCCAUUGUGUUUUGUGGCGUCCAUGGGGCGAUGGUAGCUCAGCCUCACGUAGUACUGUGCACUCAUCUCAAGGCUUCAAGAUCACAAUGCUGGAACCCAUUCUACGAUCUCUUAGACAGUCACUCCUGUACUGUACAAGUAUUUGAGGAAUGACAUAUUUGGUAAAAACCACAAAUUUACAACUUAUUGGGGUUUCCAAAAGUGAAAAAUGAAUCAAAUCAAACAUCAGCAAUAACCCCAGAUGUCAGUACUACGAGGCACGAGUGUGGGCUGUAUUAAGAAAUGCCUGACUCCUCGCUUUUUUUUUUUUUUAAAAGCACAAAAAUAAAACAAAAUGGGGGCAGUCCAUUUUAAGGGGUGGUUACACAUUUUUUCCUAAAUUCAGUUGCCUUUUGGACCAUGCUUUUUUGUGUACUGUAAAGUUAAGCUAUUUUUAUGACUUCACACAUGGUUUGUGCCAUUGUUGAGUCUACCUGCCUGCCAGGAUAUAAGCUACCGCUUAUGAAGACACCUGGAAGAGGGUUCGAACUGGAUCCUUUGAAACGAUAUGUUCAGAUAAAAUUGUCUUUCUGCCUUAAUAGCUUUGAUGAUUUAGCGCUUAGCUUUUUUUAUUAUAGCAAUCAUUCAAAUUAAAAUGUAUCUGUAUUCCACUGCCAGGCCAUGCAAGGACUAGGCUGUUAAACAUCACUUGACUCCCACAUAAGCGUAAGCAGUAUGCUGAGCUCAGGGCCUCUGUUUUAAAGCAUUUAGAGGGGGUUAAACAGAUUCUGGAGCUUGAAAGACAUUACACAGGCAGUAGGGAUGGUGUAUAGUUUUAAUGUUACAAGGAGUCUGCCAGUCAAGCCCCCUGGGUUAGUCGGCUUCAAUGGACUGACACUUCCGUGCACCUCUCGGUUCAAGUUAUGUUUAACAUCUAUAUACUCUGUCUCUUGUAUUUCUAAUUACCUAUUUUUGGGCAGUACAGCCAUCCUCCAGUCAUCUCAGGUGCCUAUGGAACACAUUUUAUUUAGUUCAGUUUACUGCACAGGGGUUUGCAUGAGGAUUGUGAUUGGUUUGGUCACAAAGAACCACUUUCACGAUUACUGUACCAGGAGCUAAAGGGUUUAAUGAGUAAACAUGGCCUGGCAGGAUAAACUGGGGACCCAUGAUCUGUAUGGCCUCCUGCUUCUGUUUUAUUUAUUGCAUGACUUUGGACAUCCACUGCGAAGGAUACAGCAGCCUCUCUCUGGAUUACUGGCACACAGCAGUUAAACCUGCAGCAGCUGUAGCCUGUAAAACCUGUCAAUACAUAACAAUGGAGAAAUGCUGCAAAAACUGCUUAAGCAAUCACAUUUUCUUUUAAGUUGUUAUCUUUUGAUGGAUUAAGUACAGUUUUGUAUUCGUGUAGCUUUUAUAGUUUAAGGAAACCAACAAGAAUCUAAUUUCAACAUGAUACUGUAUUUAAUCCUUCAAAACAUUAAGGUCUGAUUGCAGGCUGCACUGGGUGUUGCAUGUUUUGGUGUAGGUGGGUUGCAACAUUGGGGUAAAAUACUGAACAGUUGAGCAUUUCAAGUUCUGCACACUAUUGAUGCUACAGGUUUGAAUUGAGACAAUCGGUUACUGUUUGCCUUGUAAUUCAUUAAAAGGGGAUGUUGUAUCUAACUGUUACCUAGCCGAAGAUUUACACAAUGAAAGGUGACAGCUUAGUCACCAUUGUUAUUCUUCUUGCAAAAUGAUGUCCAUCAAUAACACUUAUUAUUUUGUAUGUUAUGUUUUUUGUAUAUCUUCUUGAAUGUAUAAUGAGACCGCUAAGGCUUUCUUUCUGUUUGAGUUAGUAUUUGUGUCUUUGUUUUCAUAUCGUCUGCCAAACAGGCAACAGCAUGGCAGUAUAUUAUUAAGUUAUGUAUUACUUUUCAUUACUUACCUGGGUGUUUUGUUUAUUUUUUGUAUACAAAUAUAUAAAUUUGUUGUUGGAAAUCUAUUGAGCAGAUACAGGUGUCUAAGCAACAUUAAAACCAUUAUCAGAUCUUUGAA
This is a messenger RNA of Acipenser ruthenus (sterlet), 7466 nucleotides long. Its product is annotated as cytospin-A-like. The transcript has 18 exons. Lineage: Eukaryota; Metazoa; Chordata; Actinopteri; Acipenseriformes; Acipenseridae. Gene Ontology annotation, molecular function: protein binding. Gene Ontology annotation, biological process: actin cytoskeleton organization. Bases 278 to 3904 code for a protein of 1208 amino acids. Gene Ontology annotation, cellular component: microtubule organizing center; filamentous actin. The record is from RefSeq and is a predicted model, not a curated record.